Messenger RNA from Capsicum annuum, 1718 nucleotides. Its product is annotated as alkylbase DNA glycosidase-like protein mag2. The coding region runs from base 230 to 1321 and encodes 363 amino acids. Gene Ontology annotation, cellular component: protein-DNA complex; nucleus. Gene Ontology annotation, biological process: DNA alkylation repair; base-excision repair, AP site formation; base-excision repair. The record is from RefSeq and is a predicted model, not a curated record. Gene Ontology annotation, molecular function: alkylated DNA binding; DNA-7-methylguanine glycosylase activity; DNA-3-methyladenine glycosylase activity. Lineage: Eukaryota; Viridiplantae; Streptophyta; Magnoliopsida; Solanales; Solanaceae. The transcript has 2 exons.
UUGGAAACUUGAAGGGUUUUUGACUCAUUUUUGUCGGCAAUUUUUGAUAAUUUUUUAUCACACCUUAAUAUAUUACUAUACCGCACAGCUUACUCUCCUUUUCAGCUACUCCUCUGACCACCAUCGGACUUUUCAGCUGCCUCACCACCCCAUUUCCACCAUUUUCCGUAUCGCCGCUGUCAUUUUUCCAGCUGAAACUUGCAAUAUUAGUCAUCCGUUUUCAGCACUCAUGGGUGAACAAACCCAAGUACAAACAUUAACCGAAGCCCAAGCUCAACCCCCACCCCCGCCACAACCACAAUCUCUACCCAAUUCUGAUUCCACGGUUGAUGUCUCCCCAAAUCCGUCUAACCCUUCCAAAAUCCCAAUUCGACCCCAAAAAAUCCGAAAGCUCUCUUCCACCCCCACCUCAAAUGGAAAACCCCCACAGACCACCGCCGUACCAUCACCAUCCACAGCAACCACCGUAGCGAUUACCAGUACAACCGCCAAGAGUCGUCGUAAGAGUACACCGAAAUCAUCAAGGAUUUUUCCCCAAAUCAUUAAACCCUUAUCAGCUGAUGGAGAAAUCGACAAUGCAAUCCGGCACCUCCGUUCUGUGGACCCGCUUCUUGUUUCCUUAAUAGAUACACUUCCUCCCCCACAAUUUGAGUUGCACCAUUCUGCGUUUUUAGCCCUUAGCAAGAGCAUUCUCUAUCAGCAACUAGCUUAUAAAGCAGGCACUUCAAUAUACACUCGCUUUGUGUCCCUUUGUGGAGGAGAGGACGCUGUUUGCCCUGACAUUGUUCUCGCCCUCUCUGCUCAACAGCUUAAGCAAGUUGGUAUCUCGGGGCGAAAGGCUAGUUAUCUUUAUGACUUAGCAAACAAGUUUAGAAGUGGGAUUUUGUCUGAUGAAACUCUUGUAAAGAUGGAUGAUAGGUCAUUGUUUACAAUGCUUUCGAUGGUGAAGGGUAUUGGUUCUUGGUCAGUGCACAUGUUCAUGAUAUUUUCGCUUCAUAGACCAGAUGUUUUGCCUGUUAGUGACUUGGGAGUCAGGAAAGGUGUGCAAAUGCUACAUGGUUUGGAGGAAUUGCCAAGACCGGCGCAGAUGGAGCAAUUAUGUGACAAAUGGAAGCCUUAUAGAUCUGCAGGGGCGUGGUAUAUGUGGCGGUUAGUGGAAGGGAAAGGGACUCCAACUACUACAGCAGCACCAAUUGAAGGUGAUAAUGUGCACACACUGCAGCAAAUUCAGACACAGCAGGAAGCUCAGCAACAUCAACUGCAGCUUCUGGAACCAAUUAAUGGCAUUGAAAAUCUUGGGGCUUGCAUUUGGAGCCAAUGAUAGCAGUGUUCAGAUAUUGAUUAAGCUAUUUUCCAAGGCUGGCUGGAGAAGAAUUCAAACAGAGAAGAGGCUCCCUAAGAUCCUGUGCACCAAGAUUCUCUAGCAUGUGUUUGUACUGAGCUUAUGUUGCGGAGAUUGUGAAGUUGUAAUAGCAAGCAAUUAUGCUUCUUCGGUUAGAAGGCAGACCCUCAUUUGUUAGAUUGAUGUAGGGAACUGCAGUUUCUGGGUAAAGAGGUACACUAUGCUCACAAUUACUAUUAUUUAAAUUCCCCCUCAAUUUUCAUGCUUCCUUUGAAUAUAAAAAGCACUGGAGUAAGCCAGCUUCUAACUGUGUUAUGAUUUUUAGCAAUGUGAUGUACCAUAAAUAAAUGUUAGUACUAUAAUCGUGUUACAGCCA